Neolamprologus brichardi is the source of this 375-nucleotide messenger RNA. The record is from RefSeq and is a predicted model, not a curated record. Lineage: Eukaryota; Metazoa; Chordata; Actinopteri; Cichliformes; Cichlidae.
UUGAGCUCUUGGUGUCUGAGUGUUAUCGUUGAAAGCAUGGACACAGGCUUUGAAGAGAUAUGCAAGGCGGUCCUUGUGUUUGCAGGAGCUGGUGGAGUUGUGAUUCUGACUCCUGCCAUUCUGACUUUACUGGGGUUCACUUCAGCUGGAAUAGCAGCAGGCUCCAUCGCUGCCAAACUGAUGUCAUAUUUAGCAAUCGCUAGUGGAGGUGGAGUUGCAGCAGGAGGUCUCGUAGCAAUCUUGCAGUCCUGGGGUGCGUCAGGUCUGUCAUGGGCUGCCACUUUAGUGUUUGGCAGUGUUGGAGCAGCAGUGGCUUGGGUGCUCUCAACCGUGUGUAAUGUGACUGUGAUAUAUGAAGAUUCACAUAGAGAAUAA